CUUUGGAGCUGGGCAUGAGGCUGAGCCGGAGCAGGGUGCCGUGGGGAGCAGGGUCCCCGUGACCGGACCGGCACUGACACCUGGUUCUCACCUGGGUCCUCUCGGUCAAGCCAAGGCAGCUGGUGAACCAGCAGAGCCCGAGCGAGCCCCUGACAGGCGGGAGAAGCAGAGUUUCUAAAAAAGAUGUAUUUUGUUUUCACACGUCUUCCUGAAGCAGGAGUCCGGACUUCCCAUCGUGGUUGUGAAAGAAAUGCCUUAAUAGCUUUUUUUCUUUUUGGGGGGUGGGUCUCACCUUGUCCAUGAGAUCAGAGCUGUUCUCCCUCAGGGUCUGUGAGGCUGGAACGGAGAUGGUUAUAUUUCUACCUGGACCAGCCUCCAUUCCCCCACAUCUGUGCCUUCCACCCCACCUCCUCUCUCCCCCUCUCCCCAGUUUCUACCACUCGCCCAAGCUCAGCCCCUUCCCUUUCUGAUGUGGCCUUGUUAAUACCUGUCUACAUAACAUGUAAACGCCAUGCGGUAAUUUCAGCGAGGCACAUGCUGUCCCUUCUGGCCCCAGAGGCAGGCGUGCCCCCACUUGCCAUCAAGUUCCUUCCAAAGGGUGGUGGGUGUCCAGGUUGGUUUGUCCGGCUCCCCCCUCCUUGCCCUGCGCUUAAUAAUGUCAUAUGUAUCCGCCUGCAGAGAUUGGAAGCCUCUGCCCCCCUACGAGCCAUAUUUUGCUCAUCUUGUCCAGAUCGAACCCUUAAGGAGAUACAUUCUCUUACAGGAAAAACCUUGGUGUGUGAGCAUAAUUUAUUCUGAAAACAGGUUAACAUCCAAAGCGCUCAUAUGUGGAAGCGAAUUUAAAAAAACCAUUGGCUCAGUUGUGAUCACGUGACAUUUGGCGUCACAUACGACUCAUAUCGCAAGACAUCGCUUAUUUAUCAAGUAAACAUUUACUAGAAAUGUUUGCUCUUCUGUGGAACCUUCGCAGGACAAGUUCCUCACAGUCCAAGCUUUUACUGUAUAAUAUUUGGGGCUCAGUGGUGUCUAGACCGGAAGGAUUUUUAAUGGGGGUAAAUGGAGGCUUUAUCUCAGAGAAGUUGUGGAGGAAGCCAGCUGGUGACCUGCUGUGUCCCAGACAGACUGGCGGCAUGGACGGAAAGACCACAAGGGGAGAGGCUCAGGGGUCAGGAGCACGUGGGCCAUGUCCAGCAGGUGCGCCCACCCACGGGACACAAGCUGGUGGGCGCGGGGCUGGAACCUGGCCUUGGCUCCACUCUGAUGUGGCUGUGGCUCCUCACAAGGUCACAAGAAUUCAAGCCAAAGGCCGGUGCCUGUCCUGACCUUCCUGUCACAUUCUCAGAAGCUGGAGGGACCUACUGGUGACAUAGGUGCUGCAGAACGGUACAUGUAGCUUGAAGAAGGAGCCCAUGGCUUUAGCUGGCUGCCCGGAUUCCUUCGUGCACCGUCCCUACUACCAGGACCAGGUGGAGCAGACCCCCCCUGUCAGCCCACGAGACCUGGCAGGACCUGGCUUCCCAGCUCAGUCUGACCGGCUCACCAACCACCAGGAGGAUGACGUAGAUCUGGAAGCCCUGGUGAACGAUGUGAGUGCGUCCCUGGAGAGCCUGUACCCGGCGUGCGGCAUGCAGUCGGACACGGCGCCCCUGCUCCAGAACGGCCAGCACGCCCGCGGCCAGCCGCCCUCGGGAGCACGGUCCCCGCAGCCGCGGGCGGCCCCGAGACCGCAGGUGCAGCGCUCGCAGCCCGUGCACAUCCUCGCCGUCAGACGCCUGCAGGAAGAAGACGACCAGUUCCGAACCUCGUCUCUGCCAGCCAUCCCCAACCCCUUCCCGGAGCUCUGCGGCCCCGGGAGCCCCCCGCUGCUGACCAGAGGCUCCUUACCUCCCAGCCAGGCGGCUGCGAAGCAGGACGUUAAAAUCUUCAGCGAAGACGGGACGAGCAAAGUGGUAGAGAUCCUGGCAGACAUGACCGCCAGAGACCUGUGCCAGCUGCUGGUGUACAGAAGUCACUGUGUGGAUGACAACAGCUGGACGCUCGUGGAGCACCACCCGCAUCUGGGACUAGAAAGAUACCUGGAAGACCAUGAGCUGGUGGUCCAGGUGGAGAGCACCCUGGCAAGUGAAAGCAAAUUUUUAUUUAGAAAGAAUUAUGCAAAAUAUGAAUUUUUCAAAAAUCCUACGAAUUUCUUCCCAGAACAGAUGGUUACUUGGUGCCAGCAGUCAAAUGGCAGUCACAGCCAGCUUUUGCAGAACUUUCUCAACUGCAGUAGCUGUCCUGAAAUCCAGGGGUUUUUGCACGUGAAGGAUCUCGGGAAGAAGUCGUGGCGAAAGCUGUUCGUGUGUUUGCGGAGGUCGGGCCUUUACUGCUCCACCAAGGGGGCAUCAAAGGAGCCCAGACACCUGCAGCUGCUGGCGGGCUUGGAGGACAGCGGCAUAUUCUCCCUGAUCACCGGCAGGAAGCAGUACUGUGCGCCCACGGACUAUGGCUUCUGCAUAAAGCCCAACAAAGUCAGGAGCGAGACAAAGGAGCUGCGGCUGCUGUGUGCUGAGGACGAGCAGGGCAGAACGUGCUGGAUGACGGCGUGCAGGCUCCUCAAGUAUGGGACACUCCUGUACCAGAACUACAGAGUCCCGCUGCAGAGGAAGCCCUUGCUCCCCGCCUUCGCAACGCCAGUGCGCAGCGUCUCGGAGAACUCCCUCGUGGCCAUGGACUUUUCCGGGCAAACAGGAAGAGUGAUCGAGAACCCGGCCGAAGCCCAGAGCGCAGCCCUGGAGGAAGGCCACGCCUGGAGGAAACGGAGCACACGGAUAAAUGUCCUUGGCAGCCAAAGUCCCCUCCACCCGUCUACCCUGAGUACAGUGAUCCAUCGGACGCAGCACUGGUUUCACGGCCGCAUCUCCAGGGAAGAGUCGCACAGGAUCAUUAAGCAGCAGGGGCUGGUGGACGGGCUUUUUCUCCUCCGAGACAGCCAGAGCAAUCCAAAGGCUUUUGUGCUCACGCUGUGUCAUCAUCAGAAAAUUAAAAAUUUCCAGAUCUUACCUUGCGAGGAUGACGGCCAGAUAUUCUUCAGCCUUGACGACGGGAACACCAAAUUCUCCGACCUGAUUCAGCUCGUGGACUUCUACCAGCUCAACAAAGGAGUCCUGCCUUGCAAACUGAAGCACCACUGCAUCCGAGUGGCCUUAUGACCUCACACGGACUCUCGGCGGAGGCUGGGGGAAGCUGACACUGGAAUGAGGAAGGGGAUGUGCAUCGCAGAGAGCACACGUCUGUUCUGCACCCUGGUGGGGGGGUAGGGGAGCGGGGAGGAGGGGUCCGUCAUGGCCAGCCACCUGGGACAGAUCGGUGGCUGGACUGGAUGGUGAUUUGCUGCUGCGGAGCCGGUGUGGGAGCGCCUCCCUCCGCGCCGGCGACAUCAGGGAGGCGCGAGUUGGAGAGGAAACCGGAGCAAUGGUCUCGGCCGGGCCAUGUCCGCGUGACAGCCGAAGACGAGUAAUUGGAAAUGAACUCUUGCCCUGGAAUAAUCUUGACAAUUAAAACUGAUAUGUUUACUUUUUUGUAUCGAUCACUUUUUGCACUCCUUCUUUGUUUUCAAUAUUGUACCCAAAUCCUGUCGGAGGGGGCAUGGCGCCUGCGGGGUCAGGUGCAGGGCCAGCAUCUGCAUCGACUGCGCAUGCUCCAGCGGCUAACUACAGGCCCGCCCCCUGUGGCUGGAGGGCGGGGCCCACCUUGUGUAGGUUUCCUAGGCUGUUAGGCUCCAGCUAAACAAACUACACCCAGCCCUUCCAAGAAUACUUGAAGAGCUUCUUUUUAAAAAAAAAAAUAAAAGGUGUCACCUGUGGUGGGCAUUUUGGCACAUUUUGUGGACCCAGGCAACUAUGUCUGUCAGUCCCUUCCCUAUGCGCAGGUGUCCUGCACACUUGUUACCAGUGUGUCGUGUCCUCCACAGUUCAGGAGACCUGGGGUUUUUUGGACAGUGCGCUCUCCCACAACAUGGCGGGCCCCUAGCUGGACAUGGGGAGCAUCCCCGGGCACCCAGUGUCUGCCGCUGGGGGCCCCUUUUCAGCCUAUUCUAGGGCGAUCUCUGCCUUAGCCCUCUCCCCUCGCAGUGGCUGGGCCCCUUCCUGGCUCUUGUUCCUCUGGGGGUUGAAGAAUCUAAAAGAAAAAUGACACUUGGUUGGCUUUCGCUGUGGCCCGUGGGUUUCCAUAGUGAUGAUGACAGAAAUAUUGGAAAGGGCACGUCUGCAGCCUGGCAUUUAAAGGGCUUCACUCAAUGGCCUCCCAUCCUGCUGAAAACACCCGUGGGCCAGUGCACGCCGGGCCUCCCCCUCAGCCGGCUGGCACUCAGAAGUACCUCACAGCAGUUGUGGGCAUUGAAGAGUCUUAUCGAGGGAACACUGCUUCCCCCUCGGGGGGACUGAGUCAGAGGUGGGCGGGCUGGAGGGUCCCUCCGCCCAGCCCCUUAGCGGAGUCACCAGGUGUGAGAGUGGCCGUGUCCUUCCCUUCAGUCUCUGUAGAGUAGAAAGGUCUCUCUUGACAGGUGUACAGACUACUGUGGCCAAGAUGGUCCCCUUUUCUGAGAUCAGUUGCCACCCGUGACUGGUCCUCUGGAUGGGUGCCAGCCACUAGGUGGCCUGGCCUGGACCUAGCACCAUGCCCUGGAGGAAUAUGCCCACGGUGAGGGACACAUGUGGCCAGCUCUGGUGACACAUAUGCCCUCAAAGGAAGGAACUCUAGGGUCUAGAAACACUGUAUUUCACUUUACAGGUCUCACUCUACUCGUCUUCCGUGAAACGUCUACUUACAUGAAGACAGACUUUGUAGUAAAACGUUCUUAACCAUAAAGGCUCAGCGGCAUCUUCUUCCUUCUGUAGCCAGUUCUGUCUUUCAGACCAUAGACAAGUAGGGAAUUCUCAAGUCCUACCUGGCAGCAAGCUUCGGGUGCCCGUCACCUUGGAGUGGCUUUUUUCGCACCAUUAAGAUGUUUCUCUUUUCACCGGUUGGAAAUUGAACCUUUAAAAAAAUGCUAUGAUUUCUUUUUUUUCUUUUGUUUUGGGUUUGUUGUUUGUUUGUUUUUUUCUUUACAUAGACCAGUAAGACGAGACUCUCACGGCCCUCUCUGAUAGCAUCCACAGCAUUUUGUGUUUAUAAACCUGCAUUUUAUUUAAAAGGAAGACAAAAGCUGGUCUCUGAUGCAGUGUGUGUGUCGCUAGUUUGACGUAGUCUUUUGGACCUCCCUGGCCGCAGUGAAAUGCUGGAGGGUGUCAGACCCCCCCCCCACCUCCCCAAAGGCUACAGCUCAGUCACUGCUCUGCCUGGUAGCUGGGAGUUCCCCCCCAAAAGCAGCCGCUCCCACGAGGAUGCAGGCAACCGGCCCAGCCACCCAGGGACUGAAGGACGUUCGACUUUUAUUUUUAUAUUUAGAUGACAUGAAUGUAAACGGAACAGCUCAGGGUCAUUUUAGAGCCUGUUGACUUUUUACCCUCUCUGCCUGUGAUUUUCCUCUCUGAAAUGAAAACCCCACGUAGCACCCUGGACUUUGUUGGGAAGGAAAUACCAAAUGCUUCGGGGAUUCAACUGUUCCUAGGUGAGCUCUGUCCCCCUUGGUCGUAGAGUUCCAGAACAUUGUUUUGUUCACUAAAUCUUGAAGAGAAUAUGUGCCUCAGUCUAGCUGUUUUUUUCCUCUCUUUUCUGCACUUAAUACCUGACAGUUUGACCAAGAGCACACCUUUGCGGGACGGGACCUGCUCAAGGUGUAUCGUGACGUCACAGCACAAGUUGCAGUGACCACAAUGUGGCCUGACCUGUACACAUUUUCAGGGAAUGCAGAAAAUGUUAAGAGACAAAACCUUUAUUCCACAUGCUUUGCUUCUUUCUGUACAUAGCUCUUCGGCUUGUGAACCUAAUUGUAAACGUUCAGGUAUUUUUGUACAAAUAAGGGACUGAUGUUCUGUUUCUUGUAAUUAGAAAUAAACAUUACUAUAGCAUUCUCCA
Molecule: messenger RNA, 5997 nt
Organism: Suricata suricatta (meerkat)
Lineage: Eukaryota; Metazoa; Chordata; Mammalia; Carnivora; Herpestidae
Gene: GRB10
Product: growth factor receptor bound protein 10
Exons: 18
Coding region: 1410-3191 (593 amino acids)
Biological process (GO): insulin receptor signaling pathway; negative regulation of Wnt signaling pathway; negative regulation of insulin receptor signaling pathway
Molecular function (GO): insulin receptor binding
Source: RefSeq, a predicted model, not a curated record